GGCCCUCCAAUAUCCGGUCUGAGUGCGGCAUUGCCUCGCCCGACUCGGGUUAGUGAGACUAAACGAAAGCAGCGCGCCGGAGAAGGCCAAGGCAUCUAGGUUGCGGUGGGCUUCGAGAACCGCCUCCUGCUUGAGGAUCUCGAUCUUUCACAGAGGCUUCUCCACUGGCACCUCCCCAUCCAUCAUCGGAAGUAUGCAUGUUUGCAUGUACCUUCCAUCUGAAUUCUAUCCAUAAGGGACAUCAUGGUUGAUGACUUUGCCCAGGGUUUUGGUUUGGCAACUUUCCCCAAUCCAUCAUCUGUCCAUGACUUCAUUUGUUUUGCACUGGGAGAGGGAUCUCAAGUUGAAGGCAUUUGCACAAUUAGAAUGGCAAAAGGAUUAAUAUGGGCAACCACUGAAGACUUGGCAAGGAACCGAGCAAAGGUUUUGUCAUUGUACCGUCAGAUAUUGAGAAGCCUCAACUCCCCAGAACUCCCACUCACCCAUGCGGCUCGUCUCGCCAAGAAAGCAGAGGUCCGCAGCAUCUUCUUGUUCGGAGCUGAAGAACGUUCUCUCCACAACAUUGCUGACCUCAUUGAUGCUGCUAAUUACUCCCUUUCCAUCCUUAAGCAGGGCCGCCUCCCAUAGUGUACAAAUUUAUUAAGGAUUUGAAAUAUGCUGACACGCAUGAGUGGGUUAAAGUUGAUAGCUCUUCUGCAAUGAUAGGAAUAACCAGGUAUCCUCAGGAUCACUUGGGUGAUGUUGUAUAUGUUGAAUUGCCAUAAGUUUCUGGAGCUGUGGCUCAGGGAAAGAAUUUUGGUGCAGUUGAAAGUGUGAAGGCAACCAGGAAGGUCAAUUCUCCAGUUUCUGGAGAAGCGGUUGAGGUCAACACUGAGCCAAAUGGUUCUCCUGGAUUGAUGAGUUCUUUAGACAAGUUGUUUUCCACCAGUACUUUAUUUAAGAGAAACAAUGCCUUCACCUAGUUGUCAUGUUAUUUUUGGGAACCAUACACACAUUAGCAAGCCAAAAAGCCUUUUCCCAGUUUAUACAGUCUUUUUGUGUGUCAUAUACAUAUAAUGCAAGUCCUAAUCAAACUAGCUUUACUAACAGUUAUUCCAUCAGUCUAUGUUGUGAUAGAUAUUAUCAAGACCUAUGUGAUAAGGGAUGUGAGUCGGAACGGAUUAUCCGUGGAUGAGAUUAAAUUCCUAUUAUUACACGUGAUAAGGAGUUUGGGUCGGAACGGCUCAUCGAGUCCUAUCAUAAUGUGAAGCUACUAUUGGAUUAA
Musa acuminata AAA Group (dessert banana) is the source of this 1264-nucleotide messenger RNA. RefSeq lists its product as uncharacterized. The record is from RefSeq and is a predicted model, not a curated record. NCBI's taxonomy places the organism in Eukaryota, Viridiplantae, Streptophyta, Magnoliopsida, Zingiberales, Musaceae. The transcript is spliced from 5 exons. Bases 244 to 627 code for a protein of 127 amino acids.